Molecule: messenger RNA, 453 nt
Organism: Raphanus sativus (radish)
Lineage: Eukaryota; Viridiplantae; Streptophyta; Magnoliopsida; Brassicales; Brassicaceae
Exons: 2
Coding region: 1-453 (150 amino acids)
Molecular function (GO): zinc ion binding
Source: RefSeq, a predicted model, not a curated record
AUGUCUGGGUCUUUAAAUGUCGUGUCUGGAGCUUCCUCUGGAUCAUCGAAUGGGCGUCGAAGAGGUAAACGAUUUGCAGGUGUCCCGAAGAAAUGUUGGUGUGGUGAAUCCAUCAUUCCAUUGAUGUCAAAAUCGACUCCCAAUCCCUACAGGAAAUACUUUCGAUGUCUGUAUGCUGCAACACAGAGGCUGGAGAAUGAUGAGCAUAUAUUCAAGUGGAUAGAUGAGGCAAUAUUGGAAGAUUUAGAAUCACUUGAAUCCAAAAAUGCAAGUAUUGAGCAACAUGUGAAAGAGAUUGCAAGAGAGAUAUUGUCCCUUGAGCAGGAAGUACUUGAUCGAGUUGAGGAAGUGCUGGCUGAAGAGAAAACAAAGAUGAAAAAGAUGAUGGCAGUCAUAUUCAGUGGUUGUGCGAUUUGUGUUGUGUCAAUGGUGCUUCUCGUCAAGAAAUGGUAA